Oncorhynchus kisutch (coho salmon) is the source of this 4276-nucleotide messenger RNA. Its product is annotated as acetyl-coenzyme A synthetase, cytoplasmic. The transcript has 18 exons. Lineage: Eukaryota; Metazoa; Chordata; Actinopteri; Salmoniformes; Salmonidae. Bases 506 to 2539 code for a protein of 677 amino acids. The record is from RefSeq and is a predicted model, not a curated record. Gene Ontology annotation, molecular function: acetyl-CoA synthetase activity; AMP binding.
GAGAGAGGGGGAGGUUGUGUUUUCCUUUAUCCAGGAAUACAGAAUACACUGCCCUCCCUGUACCGUCUGUUCUGUCUGUCUGUCUGUCUGCUUGUCUGCUUGUCUAUCUGCCUGUCGAUCAGCCCAGCCCAGCAUUCCCCCCUGCAUACCAAUGUUUUCCUCCUCUUACACAACGCUUGGAAAAUAAUCCGAUAAACGGACCAGGACCCGAUCAGCCAAUGAAAAGGUGGGAGUGCCAUUUUAAGCAUUUUGAUUGGCUCCUUUGGCAGUAAGCAUGUGGAUUCAACACCGAACCUGGUAUUAGGGGUGUGGCCAGAGCACAGGCUCAGUGUACUUGUCCAAUUGCUGAAGCCCUACUGUUGUCAGUGUCUGUCUCACCUCUCCCCUCUAGCCUUGGAGGAUAGGCAGAUCAGAUAAGCAGACUGGCUGGAUCUCUCUCUCGCACUCUCUCUCUCUCUCGCACUCAAACAGAUCUAUCUAAAGUACGUCUGUCUGUCUAUCAACGAUGGUGGUCCCUGGCUCUCAACACGCAGAGGACAAGAUGUAUCAUCCUCCGGAGGGUCUGCAGAAGGAUGCUCAUGUUCCUGACUUCAGAUGUUAUCUGGAACUUUACAAGAAGUCUAUUGAGGAGCCGGACGUAUUCUGGAAAGAGGUUGCUAGUGAUUUCUAUUGGAAGAAACCUCCUACGGGUCAGAUUCUGCAGUAUAACUUCGACGUGACCAAAGGGAAUAUCUAUGUGAAAUGCAUGGAGGGAGCCACAACUAACAUGUGUUACAACGUUCUGGACAGGAACGUGAACGACAAGAACCUUGGUGAACGAGUGGCAUUCUACUGGGAGGGGAACUCACCUGAUCACCACAUGGCCAUCACCUACAGUCAGCUGCUGGGACAGGUGUGCAGGUGUGCCAAUGUUCUGAAGCAGAUGGGAGUGAGGAAGGGAGACAGGGUGGCCAUCUACCUCCCUAUGAUUCCAGAGCUGGUGUACACCAUGCUGGCCUGCACCAGGAUAGGAGCUGUCCACUCCAUCGUGUUUGCAGGCUUCUCCUCUGAGUCUCUGUGUGAGAGGAUCCUGGAUUCCCAGUGCAGUAUCCUGGUGACUGCAGAUGGUGUACACAGAGGGGAGAAAUUGAUCAACCUGAAGCAGAUAGCAGAUGAAGCUCUGGAAAAGUGCAAGGAGAAAGCGUCAGCGACCGUUAAAAGAUGUCUAGUAGUUAAGCAUCACGCACUGAGGAUACAAAGUGGGGAUGUUUCUAACAAACUGCAGACUCCGUGGGAUGCUGCGUGUGAUGUGUGUUGGGAGGAGGUGAUGGGACAGGUCUCAGAGCAGUGUGAACCUGAGUGGCUGGAUGCAGAGGAUCCUCUCUUUAUACUUUAUACCAGCGGAUCUACUGGCAAACCAAAGGGUGUCCUCCACACGGUAGCAGGCUACCUCCUCUACACCUCUCUGACCUUUAAGUGUGUGUUUGACCACCAGCCAGACGAUGUGUACUGGUGUACCGCUGAUAUAGGAUGGAUCACAGGACACUCCUACAUCACCUAUGGACCCCUGGCCAACGGGGCUACCAGCAUACUGGUCAUUGAGGGUAUUCCAGUCCACCCUCACGUUGGGCGUUUCUGGGAGGUGAUUGAGAAGUACAGAGUGACCAAGUUCUACACAGCUCCCACAGCCAUACGCCUUCUCAUGAAGUACGGGAAAGAGCCACUACAAAAAUACGACCUGUCGUCGCUGAGGAUCCUGGGAACUGUAGGCGAGCCCAUCAACCCAGAGGCGUGGCAUUGGUACUACGAGGUUGUUGGUCAGAAGAGAUGUCCCGUAGUGGACACCUUCUGGCAGACUGAGACCGGUGGACACGUUCUGACGCCACUUCCUGCUGCUACUCCUCUGAAACCUGGAUCAGCUACCUUUCCUUUCUUCGGAGUGGAUCCCACCAUACUGAAUGAGCAUGGAGAGGAACUGGAGGGAGAGGCAGAGGGCUAUCUGGUGUUCCGGCAGCCCUGGCCUGGUAUCAUGCGCACCGUGUACGGAAACCAGGAACGCUUUGAGAACACAUACUUCAAGAAAUUCCCAGGUUUUUACGUGACCGGAGACGGCUGCAGGAGGGAUAGAGAUGGCUACUACUGGAUCACAGGCAGGAUAGAUGACAUGAUCAACGUAUCAGGUCACCUGUUGAGUACAGCGGAGAUAGAGUCCGCUCUAACAGAGCACGGAGCGGUGGCCGAAGCUGCAGUGGUCAGCAGACCCCACACGGUCAAGGGGGAGUGUCUCUACUGUUUCGUUACUCUGAAGGACUGCAGAGAGUUCAACCGCACUCUGGUGGACGAACUCAAGAGGCAAGUGAGAGAGAAGAUUGGUCCGAUCGCCACUCCAGACUUCAUCCAGAACGCUCCUGGACUUCCUAAAACACGUUCUGGUAAGAUCAUGAGGAGGGUCCUGAGGCAGAUCGCCCGGAACGAGAAGGAUCUAGGUGACCUUUCAACCCUGGCUGACCCUAAGGUCGUGGAGGUGCUGUUCAGCCAGCGGUGGGAGACAGCUGCUUGAGGGGGAGGGGGGGGGGGGGGGCGGCGGCAUGUCAAACACUCUCAGGUGGCGUCCUCUCCUCGUGUCCUCUCCUUCUCUCCUCUCCUUGUCUCCUCUCUUUCAUCUUCAUUUUUCUGAAAACGCAGUAUAGGUGAAUUAUAGGAUAUAGACUACGGCGGAUGGGAUAUUUAUGUUCUCUCACCUAUUCAGUUUUGUAUAUCAGUGCAGAUGAAGGAGAGGAGACAAGGAGAGGAGAGAAGGAGAGGAGAUGCGGAGAGGAAGCCAGGUUAGACUAUUUAGAAACACCCAGAGAGGUUCUUCGUCAUGUCCUCUCUCAUGGUGCAUAUAAAUACGGCACUGGUCCUGAGAUCAGUCUCAGGGAUUUUUUGUGUGCAGUGUUUGGGGGUGGGAUUAGGGUUGGGAGGACAGAUCCUAGAUCAGAUUUUAUGGGAAAAUUGACUUUGAGUUAUUAUAUGUAGACAAAAGGAAUACAGAAGCAACAGUCCGAUGAAUGUCCAAGCAUUACAUUCAGUUUCUACAUAUUCUUUCCAAACGGGUAAAAAUAAUUUUACAAAUAGUUGUUAAUGCAACAAUGUCAGUCUGCUUGUAAUAACGGGUGGGCCGAUAUUGAGGUGAACUGGACCCAGAAUCAGAAUCAGAAUCUUGUUUGUUGCUCGGUAACCUAACCUCUGGGACGUUCUCUCAGUGUAUCAGCCUGUAUCGUCCAUCUUGUUUGCUGCUCGGUAACCUAACCUCUGGGACAUUCUCUCAGUGUAUCAGCCUGUAUCGUCCAUCUUGUUUGUUGCUCGGUAACCUAACCUCUGGGACAUUCUCUCAGUGUAUCAGCCUGUAUCGUCCAUCUUGUUUGCUGCUCGGUAACCUAACCUCUGGCACAUUCUCUCAGUGUAUCAGCCUGUAUCGUCCAUCUUGUUUGUUGCUCGGUAACCUAACCUCUGGCACAUUCUCUAAGUGUAUCAGCCUGUAUCGUCCAUCUUGUUUGCUGCUCGGUAACCUAACCUCUGGGACAUUCUCUCAGUGUAUCAGCCUGUAUCGUCCAUCUUGUUUGUUGCUCGGUAACCUAACCUCUGGCACAUUCUCUAAGUGUAUCAGCCUGUAUCGUCCAUCUUGUUUGCUGCUCGGUAACCUAACCUCUGGGACAUUCUCUCAGUGUAUCAGCCUGUAUCGUCCAUCUUGUUUGCUGCUCGGUAACCUAACCUCUGGCACAUUCUCUCAGUGUAUCAGCCUGUAUCGUCCAUCUUGUUUGUUGCUCGGUAACCUAACCUCUGGGACAUUCUCUCAGUGUAUCAGCCUGUAUCGUCCAUCUUGUUUGUUGCUCGGUAACCUAACCUCUGGCACAUUCUCUAAGUGUAUCAGCCUGUAUCGUCCAUCUUGUUUGCUGCUCGGUAACCUAACCUCUGGGACAUUCUCUCAGUGUUCUAAAUGAUUGAUGAGCUCAGGAUGGAUUAUCGUGAUGAAUCAGCCUGUAGCUUUCAUCUUGCUUUUCACAAAGUGCUCCUCAGACCGAUAGAUUAAUACUGAUCGCUAAUGUCUAAAUGAUGAAGGAAAGCUAGCUAGCUGUUCACUCUUUAAAGCUAUGAAAACUAUCCCAGGGAGUCCAGUCAGCUUUGCACACUUCUACACCAGGGCUUGUAUUUGUUUGGACGUGAAUAUAUAUUUCCAACUUGAGAUUGUAUGUUUUUAUGACUUGAGAAUAAAAGUGGUUCAUGUUUAACAAUUGUUCUUUUCAAAUUCAUAUGA